AUGAGGCCGGUUUUCGUCGGAAACUUCGAGUACGAAACUCGGCAAUCGGAGCUGGAACGCUUGUUCUCCAAACACGGGAGGGUCGAUCGUGUGGACAUGAAGUCUGGUUUUGCCUUUGUCUAUUUUGAGGAUGAGCGGGAUGCUGAAGAUGCUAUCCAGAACCUCGACAAUAAGCCAUUUGGUUAUGACAGGCGCCGGCUAUCUGUGGAGUGGGCUAAGGGUGAACGUGGUCGCCAUCAUGAUGGCUCUAAAUCAGUAGCAAACCAGAGGCCAACUAAAACUUUGUUUGUCAUUAACUUUGAUCCCCUCCGAACCAAGGUUCGUGAUAUCGAAAGACACUUUGAACCUUAUGGGAAGGUACUUCAUGUCAGAAUUCGUCGGAACUUUGCAUUUGUGCAAUUUGACACACAGGAAGAAGCUACCAAAGCUCUUGAGGCUACUCACGCAAGCAAGAUACUGGACAGGGUUGUGUCUGUUGAGUAUGCUUUGAGGGAUGACGGUGAGAGAGGUGAUCGAUAUCAUGAUAGUCCCAAAAGAGGCAGUUAUGGUAGGCGUGGAGAUAGUCCUUAUGGGAGGUCACCAAGUCCUGUGUAUCGCAGGCGUCCAAGUCCUGAUUAUGGUCGGCCCCGUAGUCCAGCAUAUGACAGGUACAACGGUCCAGUGUAUGACAGGCACAGGAGUCCUGAUUACGGAAGGAAUGAGAGUCCCGAAUAUGGCAGAUACCGCAGUCGCUCGCCUGUUCGAAGAUCAAGAACCUGA
This is a messenger RNA of Prunus armeniaca (apricot), 759 nucleotides long. Lineage: Eukaryota; Viridiplantae; Streptophyta; Magnoliopsida; Rosales; Rosaceae. The record is from the annotation of a GenBank genome assembly.